Hibiscus syriacus is the source of this 2776-nucleotide messenger RNA. RefSeq names its product E3 ubiquitin-protein ligase MBR2-like. Lineage: Eukaryota; Viridiplantae; Streptophyta; Magnoliopsida; Malvales; Malvaceae. Bases 374 to 2560 code for a protein of 728 amino acids. The transcript has 7 exons. Gene Ontology annotation, molecular function: ubiquitin protein ligase activity. The record is from RefSeq and is a predicted model, not a curated record.
CGCCACUAUUUCUCUUAAUACCCUGUUAAUCUCAAAGACCCUGUUUUUGAUCGCUUUGCGUUUCGUCGUCUCAGAUAAUCAGAUUUAUUUUCCAGGCUAGAAGCAUUUCGUGCAAAAGCUUGGAUGUUCUUCACCAAAAGAUUUUGAACUUUUCUCGUCUAUUAGCCGAAGCAAGUUGUUAAAUCAUGAGCACAUUAUAUUCGUGUGGUAGGUUGUUCUUUUGGUUCAAGAUGUUUACUGGCUCGAGUUUUUCCUUGGUGACAUACGUGAAUCACGAAAUGCAACUGAUCAAUCUUACAUGACCUUGGAAAGCUGAAAAAUUGAAGGGUUUAAGCAUCUCUGAAAUAUUUCUGGGUGGAAGAUACCAUCCCUGAUGCAACGUCAAGGGGACACCAUUAAUUCCUUCCCUGAAACUGUUAACGUUGAAGAGGGACCUAGUCCUGAUAACGCUAGUAUCGGUCAACCAAAUUCUUUGGGUAACUUGUUGACUCCUUUGGAAACCCGGUCAUCCAAUUAUACAGUUCCUUCUGGUGAAACGCAUGGAAACACUCUUACUCCUGAUGUUCGGAUCUUAAGUGGCUGGAAUUCUGGUGAACCAAGUUCUAGAGUUAGACUGCAAAACCAGUUGAAUCGGGAUAUGCUGAAUCACCAGCUUGAUGAUGAUGGAACAAAAGUAGAACAUGGCUGGUCUACAUAUGGUACUCAUGCUGGUGAUGCUCAAAGGUCAGAAGAAAGGCGGGUUGAACCACUAAAUGUCUUUUUCCCUGGGAGAUUGAAUAACGGCCAUAUUGUUAAUCAGAUUAGAAAUGCGCCUGUAUAUUUUGAAGGUUCGAGCUCUAAUCAUGGCCCACUGAGUGUGAAUCUAACUGAAGGAUUUAUUAGCCGCAGGGGUGCUGGGGGGUCGGGUGUUGGAUCUGGUAUGGAUCAUAAUCCGCACAACUCAGUUGGAUCAGAAAGAGAGAAGGUAUCUAAUGCCAGUGUGUCUUAUAAUGUUGGUAGUUCUUCUGGAAUCUCUAAUUACAAGGGGGAGGAAAUUGAUGAUGGCUCUGGCUCUUCACUGGGGAGUUGGGGUUUAUCCUGCAAGAGGAAGGCUCUUGAAGGUACUUCCAGACAGUCUUAUUCUGCUAGUACUUCAAGCUAUUCUGAACAAAUUGAAAAUGUUGCAAUGCGUGCUAUUCCUGCUCGUACUGAUGCGUCUAGUCACAUGGGUUUACCGACACCGUCUCGGAAUUUACUUAAUGUUAGCCCUACUGACCAGCUUGAUAUGAGAGGAGUGGUUAGUGAUGCAUUUCCUUCUUCUAGUGCAAGAAGUGCAAGCCAAGGAAGCCGACAAGAAUGUUCACUAUAUAGCUUAUCAUCAACUGGGGUUGCUGGGCAGUCUACUUUCGGCUCUCCAAGUCACCCUAGCGCUGCCCCAUUUGGUGACUCCAGAGAUCUGAGAUCAACAGAAGCAAUAGCUGAAAAUUUUAGCUCUCCCUCGUCUCAACCUUGUACAAGGACUGUUUCUAUUGUGCCAAGAAAUGUGCAUCCUUUCCCUUGGAAUGGGACUUCCAGUUCAAGAGCUGGCAACCCAUCUGGAUCUACUAAUCCUGUCGAGAGAGCUGCUGCUGCCUACAGGGAGGAACCGAACAUAAGAAAUAUCUCGAGAAGCAAUGUAGAGCAUCCCAUGUUUGAACUGGAAACGGAGAUGAGACAUGUAGCACAAAAUCCUACAGGUUGGAGUUUGGCAACUGAAAAUAAUAUUAGCACUUCUGGAAGUGUUCCAUCGUCUAAUCGGCCUGGUCAUAGUUCAAGCAUCCCGUCUUUGCCCACUCCUUCCUGGGUUCCUCCUCAGAACCCACCAAUACAAUAUCAACAACGCCUAUCAGAAUUUGCACCUUGGUCUUUGUUUCCUCCAUUUGAUUCUGAAUCUGGUAACAAUACUGGUUAUUUUCUGUCGUUAUCGUCAGGUGGUCCUUCUGCUUCCUCACAAGAAACAAGAGUGCCAUCUCGAUCUAACAGCCAAGGUAACAAUCGAACAUACCCAAGGUCAGCACUCAUGUUGGAGAGACAAGGCGAUAAUGUCCUUGGGAUGCCUCACUCAUUGCGAGCUUUGGCUGUUGAUAUCGAAGGGAGACACCGGCUAUUAUCCGAAAUUCGUCAAGUUUUGACUGUCAUGCGUAGGGGGGAGAACUUACAAAUCGAGGAUUAUACGAUGUUCGAUCCAUUCAUAUACCAUGGCAUGGUUGAAACACACGACAGGCACAGAGAUAUGCGCCUUGAUGUUGAUAACAUGUCGUACGAGGAACUGCUGGCUUUAGGAGAACACAUAGGAGACGUGAGUACCGGACUGAACGAGGAAACAAUUCUGAAGUUGAUGAAACAACAUAAGUAUUCAUCCAUUACGACAGAAUUCACACAAGAAUCGGAACCCUGUUGUAUCUGUCAGGAAGAAUACGUGGAUGGGGAAGAUACCGGCACACUCGAUUGCGGGCACGACUUCCACACUAACUGCAUCAAACAGUGGUUAAUGCUGAAAAACCUGUGUCCUGUUUGCAAGACAACAGGCUUGCUCAAGUGAAGAUCAAAAGUUGUUAUAAGAACGAGAACUUCAAUUUUCUUCUAGUUAAGCCGCCGUUCUUGAUCAUAAACUGUAAACUUUUCGAGGCGGUGGAGCAGCCAUUAGUGUUAUGAAUUGCAGAAUGAGUUUGUGGAAUCACUUGCAUAAAACAUCAUGACAAUGGUAUAUACAUAUUUGAAAUAAUAUGUGACAUUGUUAACAAGCUUUAAGAAUGUA